This is a messenger RNA of Vicia faba (fava bean), 654 nucleotides long. The record is from the annotation of a GenBank genome assembly. Lineage: Eukaryota; Viridiplantae; Streptophyta; Magnoliopsida; Fabales; Fabaceae.
AUGGAGGAAGCAUACCCCAGAAGCAGAAAGUUCAAUAGGGUAUGUGUGUUCUGCGGCAGCAACUCCGGCAACCGUCAAGUUUUCAGUGACGCCGCCAUUGAAUUAGCCGAUGAACUGGUUAAGAGGAAGAUAGAUUUGGUGUAUGGUGGAGGAAGUGUUGGACUGAUGGGGUUGAUAUCUCAGAAAAUGUAUAAUGGUGGCUGCAAUGUUCUAGGGGUUAUUCCAAAAGCUCUCAUGCCUCAUGAGAUAUCUGGCGAAACAGUUGGUGAAGUAAGAAUUGUUUCCGAUAUGCAUGAGCGGAAAGCUGCGAUGGCUCAAGAAGCUGAUGCUUUUAUUGCACUCCCUGGAGGAUACGGAACUAUGGAAGAGCUUCUGGAGAUGAUAACUUGGGCACAACUUGGAAUUCAUAAAAAACCGGUUGGCCUACUCAAUGUUGAUGGUUACUAUAACUUUUUGCUUGCACUAUUUGACAAUGGUGUUGAAGAAGGCUUCAUUAAGCCCUGUGCUCGGAAUAUAGUCGUCUCAGCUUCAUCCGCCAAAGAACUUAUGAUGGAGAUGGAGAGCUACUCUCCUUCCCAUGAGCAUGUAGCCCCUCAUGAGAGCUGGCAGAUGAAGCAAUUAGGUAAUUAUCCAGGACAAGAAAAUGCAGAAUGA